Messenger RNA from Dendrobium catenatum, 1542 nucleotides. Its product is annotated as putative squamosa promoter-binding-like protein 19. Gene Ontology annotation, cellular component: nucleus. The record is from RefSeq and is a predicted model, not a curated record. The transcript has 4 exons. Gene Ontology annotation, molecular function: DNA binding. Lineage: Eukaryota; Viridiplantae; Streptophyta; Magnoliopsida; Asparagales; Orchidaceae. Bases 497 to 1525 code for a protein of 342 amino acids.
AUGCAAAUAUAUUACUUCAAUAAAUGGCCUUAGGGCCAGCUAGUUUUGGCCCAUCUACUACCUUUAAUGGCUACCCCUAACCUAAAAAAAGCAAAUUUGAACUUCUCCGGAUAACUAUGGCAUAGGUCUCUUCAUUAUUGUUAGCUACAGCUACGGCUAUCUGUGAUGAAAUUACUCCUAUUUGAUAAGAACAAGGUGGCUAUUAGUCCUUAAACUACACUCCACUGCGCUGCUUCUUCCCUUCUCCCUUGCCUCGCUUUGUGGAAUCCAUGUCAGAGAUUAAAUGGUGGCAGAAUCAUAAACCAAAUCAGUCUCUUGCUUCCUUCCUCUGCUUGAGAAAGGUAAAUAAGAUUUUUUAAGGAUACGCAUGGGUGUUUGCGGGAUAGGGACAAGAGGCCAAAUCGUAAAACAAAGAAAGUGAUAGCUAGUAAACGAACCGAAAGUAGUGAUAAAAGGAAUUUUAGGUUUGUGGAAACAACUUGUAAGGGUUGCUUUCAUGGAGUGGAACUUGAAGAUGCCUCCUUGGGAUUUGGCAGAGUCGCAUCAAGAGACCGAAACACGUUUCUUCUCCUUAAUCGGAUCAAGCAGUGAGUCUCAACAACAAAGCGGAAGAAUUGAUUGCUCGGUUGAUUUGAAACUUGGGGAAUUAGGAGAUUUCGGAUUAUCAAAGCAGUGGAAAGAUGGAACCUUGAGGGCCUCAGCUUCCAUGGUGACUUCCUCUGGUGCAUCAAGGAGGGCUCGGGUUCCAAGCAGUACUGGUCAUAUUGCUACUUGCUCUGUGGAUGGCUGCGUUGCUGACCUUAGCAAGUGCAGGGAAUAUCACAAGCGGCACAAGGUGUGCGAGGCUCACUCUAAGACUCCAAUUGUGGUGGUCGCAGGGCGAGAACAACGCUUCUGUCAGCAGUGCAGCAGAUUCCACUCUUUGUCAGAGUUUGAUGAAGGGAAGCGAAGUUGCAGGAAGCGCCUUGAUGGGCACAACAGGCGCAGAAGGAAGCCCCAGCUGGAUACUCUAAACCCAGGAAACUUACUCUCCAACCACCAAGGGACCGGAUACUCUUCACACCUGCAAAUAAGCCCCUCUACCAUGCCUGAUCCUAACUGGAUCAACUUCUCAGCAAAAUCUGAGCACGGAGCUCUCCACUCUCACUGCCUCCCUUUGCAGUUUCCCUUCCUGCAGCAGAGUGAAGCAGGCCUUGGCUCUGAUCGUGCUUUCUCUCUUCUGUCAUCUUCUGCCCAAUCUUCACAAAUCCAUCUAAGUCCAAUGGCGUACAGUGCCGAUAAGAUCUCCACUGAACAACCUUUGCAGCAAUGUAGCAGUGCAGAACUGUAUCCUUGCUUUCAUUCUCCUACUUGUGCAUCAAUGGCAGGGAUGCCAUGCGUUCAAACGGAGGAUGAGAAUGUGGGAAGCAACCUGGUAUCGGAAGCUAAUGGUACCAAUCUCCAUUGCCAAGGUAUGUUCCAGGGUAGCAGUAAGGUUUUGUUAGAAGGAACAUCUGAAACUCCUCCCAACCCCUGGCAAUGGUAAAUCCUUUUUUCUUUUAA